Zootermopsis nevadensis is the source of this 8397-nucleotide messenger RNA. The record is from RefSeq and is a predicted model, not a curated record. NCBI's taxonomy places the organism in Eukaryota, Metazoa, Arthropoda, Insecta, Blattodea, Termopsidae.
GAGUAUGAUAUUAAGGUUUAUACCUCUCAGUUUAGAUGAUCGAAGAAAAAGUCUAGAUAAUUCAACUCAUUGCUUGAGUGAGGGGCACAAUGCACUACGUGCCAUUUGUCCUGCAACAGUGAACAUUAUUAUGGGCAUUGUGUCGCACUCUAAAGCAAAUGCAGUUGUGAGAAAAACUGGCAUUCAUUGUUUUGUUAUGAUGGUUCAAGUGCUGAAAAAGUCUUUGCCUGACCAGAGGCAGAUUGAAGUUGGGACCAUCAUCCAGUUAUACCAGGACUCACUGAUGGAACUAGUUACAAAUGAAUGGCAUGAAAAGUCAUCACAGACUCUGUGUGAGUUAGUGAGUGCACUGCGCUUGCUACUGGCUGACUCAUGUAUGCAGGAACACAUCCAGCAAGUGAUGGUGGAUAAUCACAUGCUGGACACUAUUAUCACCAUCAUUGAGGAGAGUGUGAGAUUUUCAUUCGAGAAACAAGUGCUGGCUUCAGAAUGUGUCAAAACUCUGACGUCAAUGCUAAUUGGUAGUUCUGUAGGAAAGGAAAGACUGGUGAAGACUUCCGGAUAUGAACGACUGUUCUCAGUUCUCAAAGGUGUUGGACCACCAUCAAAGGAACUGCUUCAUGCAUUCCUUGCCAUGGCAGCUGAAGAGGAGUUUUCUGAAGGGAGUAGACUCAUGAAUGCUGAUGUGCUGCUGCCACUGUUGAGAUUGCUUGGGGAUUUGGAUGAAGAUGAACAACAGUGGCUUGCAGGAGCUUUCUAUCAACUUAGCACAUCGAACAUUCCAAGCAAGACUCUAGCAUGUCAGCAAGGAGUCAUCCUGGCAGUAUGUGAGGCACUUGUGGGACACCAGAAGCUAAGUCAGAAAGCUGCCAAUGAGCUGAUAAAACUGCUGGAAGUACUGGCAUCUCACUCUAUCACAACAUAUGAAUUGAAGCAGAUUUUCCUCUUGCUCCGGGAGGAUACAGAUAUGAAAUUCCUGUACAGGAUACAGCUGUUGCAUGCAGUGUCCUCAGUAGCACGGAAAGGAGACAUUUUUGACUGUAGUAGCUACUUUGAUAUUCAGCAAGACUCAGAUGGCAUCAGUGUUCCAGGCAUCAAGAAGUGGCUGGGAGCAGGGUAUGGGUUCAGUUUUCACUGCUGGGUGCGGCUGGACUGCAUUGAGGAGCCCCAGUGUGUGAGCACCACCAACUACCGGCGUCAGUUGUUCAGGUUGCUGACAAGUGUUGAAACUGGGCCUGAAGCUUUCUUCCAACCUGAUGGAACGCUUGUGGUUGGUAUCAACACAAAGAAGGAAUUCCUGUCUGUGUCAGUGAUGGACUUUCCUCUCUUGGAUGGGCAGUGGCACUGUCUAGACAUAUGCCACAUGGCUGCAAGAAGACCAUUUGGACAGAACCAAUUAAUAAUAUACAUAGAUGGAGUGCAGAGAAUGGGAGCUGGUGUGAAGUCAGCUGCAAUGACAGAUCCUUUUACAUCUUGCAUAGUUGGCUCUGUUAUACAAAGACAUCAUAACUCCAGCAAUGCCACCAUGGAUGGCAAGUCAGGUGAUCGGGCAGGAUUCCUUCCUGGUGGUGUGAUGGAUCGAGGUCUUCUGCCAGCGUUCAUGAAUCAAGUGCCAAAUUACUUUACAUUACCUCUACGUUCCUCUGCACCCCUUGACCCUAACGUGAAGAGCUUCCCUGCUGGCAUGCAGGACACCAUAUGGGGCAUACCAACAAAUCUAAGGGGACAGGUUGGACUUGUCUGUCUCUUUCACGAGACGCUCACCGCACAACAAGUUAAAACUCUCUAUGAUGGAGGUCCCAACUGUCAUGCACUGUUUGCACUGGAGGAUGUGCCUGAAUUUCUGGAGUUGACGAGCAAGUUGGUGUUUUGCUUCUCUCCUGCGGCAUACUGGAAUAAUCUGUGUCUGGACCUGGCACCCACGAACAAGUACGAUGGACAUGUUGUGGCAGCUCACUGCCAGACACACAGCAUCAAGAAUGUGAUCAAUGGAAUUGGAGGGGUUCAUGCCCUAUUUCCUAUUUUGGAAAAUGCCUCAAAAUCAGAUGAAGGCCCUGACCUUAGCUUCCUCUCACCAUCUGUUGAAAAGGAGUGUCGUUUGAUUGAGGGUCAUGAAAGUUCCAUGGAUUCUGAUGAUUGGGAGAUCCUGCCUUCCAGCUCAUACUCUGACUGGAAACUUGAGCAGAACCCAGUGUCUGGAUUCCUGAGCUUGCUGAAGAAUAUUAUUGCUGGCAGUCCACUCAAUCAGGAGCAGUUGUUGAAGAACAAUGGAAUGGUGAUCAUUGGAGUUCUUCUAGCAAAGGCUAAACCACAUCUUAUUGAUGUGAAUGUGCUGAUGGCAGUGCAGCUGCUAGUUGAGAUGGCUCGAGACACAUCAAAUGCUAUGUUGCGUCAGGCACUGUUUCAGCAUGUACUUUUCAACUUCAAAAUUUGGUCCCAAAGCCAGUUUCACAUCAGGAUAGGUCAUGUGCAAUACAUCUCAACUGUGAUCAAGGAUGAUCGCAGAUAUUUUCGUAAGAAGUAUGGCAUUUCAUUUCUGCUGGAUGUUAUUCGUCAGUAUUAUUCAACAUGUGAACUGCUGAGCUCAGAUGACAGCAAGACAAUCCGUGUGUCACUGCUUGGUCUUAUCAAGUACUACAUGCAGAAAGAACUGAACAUAAAGGAGGUGGGGGCCAUCUUGGGCUUUCUGUCAUCAGUUAAAGAAGAAGUCCUGUUGCUGGAGGUACUGGAGAUGGUGAUUUCAUACAUGGAGAGCAAGAGCUGCAAGGACCAGAUAUUCCUACUGCUCUAUGAACACAGUUAUGCAGAAACCCUCUACUGCCUGCUUGUGGAGAAGGGCUUUAGUAUGCAACUCAAACAGAGGGUUCUCAAGCUGUUGUCAGUGUUGCUGCGGUCAGACCUGAUAUAUGAGAGGAACAAGUCUCGGCUCAGACUGCAGGAUGUGUCUGUGCUAGGGGGAAAUUCUGUGGGGAUGUACCCAGGGUUAAUUGCCAUGCUUCAAGACCAGCAGUUGUCAAUGGAGGUAACUGCCAUGCUGCUUGACCAGAUCUUGUCUACAGAUAGCAGUGGAGGAUAUGCAGGAGCACUGUCCUUGCUGCAUGCUCUGUCUUUGGCUGACCUUGACCUAAAGCUGGAAGCUGCACAGAAGAUACUAACUGCCACAUUCAUGAAGGCCAGUGCUCCUCACCACUUUGCUAAGCAGGUGGGCUGGCAGGACAGCAUCACUCGACUGCUUGUGAAACGACCUAUCAGCACUGCAAAUAUGCAGCAAAGUGAAUCUCUCCCUGACCUUAUGUCAUUUGAUGAAGAGAAUCUGGAACUUGAGAAUGCUUUGUACUCUCCAUCAUCAGUGUCGAGGCUUUCAGCACAGGUCACUGAUGCAGCACUGGUUCUGGAGAAUGAGAUUAAAGAGGUGGCAGAGACUGUGACAAAUGCUGUUGCGGACAACAUCCAUUAUGCAGCCGAUAACUUAACUUCGGUCGUUGCGUCCGCAUACUCAGUGUUCCGUCAGAAAACUGUUGAGAUGCAGGAGAGUCUGGAAGAACUAGGAGAGUCAGCUGUUUCCAGACUGAAGAAGCGCCGGAGUCUGAUCUCACUCUAUGAGACUUCCUCAGACCGGGAGUGUUCCCCAUCACCGUCACAGGCUUCUCCUCGCCCUGUCCGAACGCCACAGUUGCUUGCGACCCUUGGUUUAGAUCUUGAUACCAUGAGCUUGGGGAACAGGUCUGGAUCUAGCAGCAGCACUGAGGACCUGUCAUCACCCAACCUGAAUGACAGCUCUGCUUCCACCAAGGACAAUGUGAGCAUUGCAUCUGCCCAGAGCAUCUCUAAUGCCAGCAGUGAGGGAGAAGAGAAUGAGAGGCUUGUGGCUGUAGCACUCAAGCAGUGGAAGGAUGUCGACAUUGAGAAACUGGUAGACCAGGAGGACGAGCUCUGCUACCUGGUGGCAAACAUCCUGUUCACUGUGCUCUGGAGGGGUGUAGAUGGGGCAAGCAAGGAGGCCUGGAAGGAGCGUGGUCAAGUCAUGGCAUGUAUAAACCUCCUGGGACUGAACAAUGAGCUAUACUGCUCACACCUGCAAUUGAAGCUGCGGAUCCUCGAGAUGGGGGUGCAGGCCUCGCUGUCAGAUCUACGAGACUUGGGACAGACUAUGGCACUCUCUGUCCAAGCAGAAAAUGCUGCUCAGCUUAUGAGGUGGAUCUAUGAUCUUAUAGUUCUGGAUCCCAAUGAGGAUACUUCAAAGAAAACUUCUGUAAAGUUGCUGGAUGGAGUACUUGGCCUCCUGGAUACCCUCCUUGUGUUCCAGGAGGGGCCUGGUGAAGAGUGGACUGAGAUGGCUAAGAUGGCUUUUGGAAUACUGCUAAGUUGCUCUGCAAACAGAAACCUGGAACUUUGUGCCAUGGCAACAGCCAAGCUUCAUGCACUCAUACAGACUCGCAACAUGAAGGACCGUGAGGAGGGUGCCUUCCUGCUCUACUUCAUGAAUCACACUGUGCAGAGAACUAUUGAAGUGAACAACCAGGAGCACUACUCCUUCCUGAUUCCUGUAGUGAAAGCCUUGCUUGAGAAGCUGAGUGUCACUUUUGGGUUGGCAUCUCAUCUGCCAGAUCUGCCCCAGACACAGGCUGGCCCUGCCUUCUUUGAUGAUUUCCAGUCUUACUGUCAGGGGGCCCAGUGGAAGACGUUCAUGGAGAAAAAGGUGAGGCCGCUGCAUGACUCGUACCAGGCGGCGCUAAAUGGUCAGCUGACGGAGGCCAUGAACGUGUUCUGGGCCGAAUGUUACGAGGGUUCGAAGACCGCGGUUCACCGGCGGAACAGGGAGAUGGGCGAAAGCAAGCUACGCUUCCAGUCCCAGAUCAUGGCGCCGUUCCGCCUGCGGCAGGCAGAGGACACCGCCCGAUACAACAAUCUAGUGAACCAGCAGCGUAACCAGGAGCUCCUGGUGCUUCGCAAGUGGCGUCAUCUGAAGCAGUUCUUCAUCGGGCCGCGAGGAGCGUGGCGGUCAAGAUCGCCGAUAUCGAACCAUUGGAAGCUGUCUCACCAUGAGAAUUUCUCCCGCAUGAGGCUGAAACUGUGCCCCAACCUGAACUUUGACCAGCAUACUGAUGCGAGUAACCUCAGAGACAACACAGCCAACAUAAAACGAAACAGCGUCGGAUGGCUCAGCCGUGUGCAGUCGGCUGAGGAGAUUCCUUUGUCCUUCAGUAUCUCAUCGGCGGCGGUCCGCAGGGAGACCGAAGAGGACUUCCUUCCUGAGGAGGAGCUAAGGAUGGUGUCAGAGGCUGAGCUCAAGGGAUCUGAGACUUUGGGAAAGGAGAAGCUGAUUAUCCAACAGGAGUGCAAACUUGUGACUCUGAUGAGUGUGGUGCAUGGCCGGCUGGACCUCACAACAAGUCAUUUCUGCUUCUAUGAUCUCAGCCCUGUCAAGGAGGAUGUAGAGCGCCAGAACUUCAAGUUUGCUUUGUCGCAGCUGCGAGAAGUACACCUAAGAAGGUACAACCUCAGAAGAAGUGCACUGGAGUUCUUCUUAACGGAUCAGACAAACUACUUCCUCAACUUCUCUACAAAGACACGUAACAAGGUCUUCACCAGGAUUCUUAGUCUCAGACCACCAAAUCUUUGCCAUUACAGCAGUCGCACUCCAGCAGACCUUCUAAAGUCUACUGGGCUCACACAGAAGUGGGUCAACAGGGAGAUUUCUAACUUCGAUUAUCUCAUGCAGCUAAACACAUUGGCAGGCCGGACAUACAAUGACUUGUCCCAGUACCCGGUAUUUCCAUGGAUUAUAGCUGACUACACCUCUGAAGAACUUGACCUAACAAGUCCCUCCACCUUCAGAGAUCUCUCAAAGCCCAUUGGUGUUGUUAACCCCAAGAAUGUUCCAGAGGUGAAGGCAAAGUAUGACAGCUUUGAGGACCCAUCAGGCACGGUAGCCAAGUUUCACUAUGGCACGCAUUACUCAAACUCAGCAGGAGUGCUGCAUUAUCUGGUGAGGGUUGAGCCUUUCACGUCUCUCCACAUCGAGCUCCAGAGUGGCAGGUUUGAUGUUGCAGACAGACAGUUUCACUCAAUUCCCCAGACAUGGAAACUGCUAAUGGAUAAUCCAAAUGAUGUAAAGGAGCUGACACCAGAGUUCUUCUAUUUCCCAGAGUUUCUGAAGAAUAUGAAUGGCUUUGACUUGGGACUUCUCCAGGGAACAAAGGAACGAGUGAAUGAUGUGAUACUGCCAAAGUGGGCCAGCAGUCCAGAAGACUUCAUUUACAAGCACAGGAAAGCUCUCGAGUGUGAGUAUGUGUCUCAGCAUCUGCAUGACUGGAUUGACUUGAUCUUUGGCUACAAGCAAAAAGGACCAAAAGCAGUUGAAGCCCUCAAUGUGUUUUAUUACUGCAGCUAUGAGGGUGCAGUAGACCUGGAUGCCAUCUCAAACCCUGUGGAGCGGGAAGCAGUGGAAGGUAUGAUCAACAACUUUGGACAAACCCCCAGUCAGCUGCUGAAAGAACCUCACCCCCAACGCCUGUCUCUUGAAGACGCCGUCACUAAGAUGCUCAAGUCAGAGCUGAGGAAGGCAGACUUCACACUGUUCCUUGAUAAUCUGCAUCCAGUCUCUGUUGAGGUGUCAAAUGAAAAGGACCCUAUCGUGUUUAUAAGUGCCCCACGUUCCCCACCACGCAGCUUCCUUCAGGUGGGCCUAGCAGACACACUGCUGAGUGUAUCGAAGUUGGGUGUGGUCGGGGCACAUUCCUGGCAUCCACAUGACCGAUACAGCACCAAAGGCUUCACCCUCGAUGUUGAUCCCACAAUUAACAAUGCCAAGACAAGAAGAAAGCUGUCUGGUUCAUUUCACCCAAGCUUGCCACUCAGCAAUCACUUAUUUGUUGUCUCUCAUGAUGCCAAAUUUCUGUUCAGUGGUGGAUACUGGGACAAUAGCCUGCGAGUGUACAGCCUUGCCAAAAGCAAGACUGUGGCGUCUGUCAGGAGACACUUCGAUCUGGUGACUUGUGUUGCCCUGGACCAGUGUGGUUCGUUUCUUGUUACGGGUUCCAGAGAUACAACUUGUGUGGUGUGGUAUGUGAAUCAGCUGGGAACAGGCAGCAGUUCAGCCAUUCACAUGACUCCACAUCCUGUCCAGACACUGUACGGUCAUGACCAAGCAGUCACUUGUGUGGGCAUCAUGACUGAGCUGGACAUGGCUGUCUCAGGUUCACGGGAUGGCACAGUGAAUGUGCAUACAAUACAGGAGGGCCAGUAUGUGCGCACCCUGGAGCCACUGGGCUGUGAGGGAUUGAGAAUGGAGAUUACAUUCCUUGCCCUUUCUUCACAAGGACAUGUGGCCUUCUCUGCCACUGACAAGGCAAGUCACUCAGUACACAUGUUCUCUGUGAAUGGUGUGAACCUUGGAUCAAAAUAUGUGUCUGGGCGAGUCACUGGGCUCACCAUAGCAGGAGACCAUUUGGUGGUGGUUGAUGAUGCAGGAGAUCUCACCAUGAGCAGGAUUCUUGGGUUGAAGCCAGUCUACGAUAUUCCACUCCAUGUGCCAAUUCAGUCUAUAGUUGUGACUGCAGGGAACACUCAUCUUUUAGUGCCAACACGAGAUGGCAAAGUUAUAGUUCUUGGAGUCCUAAACAGUGUAGACACUAAGUAGACUGCAAGAUUGAUGGUAGGUUAGUGACAUAUUCAUUUCAAAGUAUUUACUUUAGUGAACAUGUGAAGAAUGUAUUUCAACAAAACUGUGCUGUAUGAAGUAAUUCCUAGCCUUGAAGCACAGGCGUCUGGCAGCCGAGGCAUCUAGAACAGAGAAAUUGAUAAAUGCUACCUGUAACCCUCAUACAACUACCGAGGCAUGUGUCGGACAUGCUGUGCUGACGUGGCUUGCAUCCAAGCAUGGAUCACGCAGAUUAUGACACUGAAAGGGUCCUGCAUCCAGCCAACAGGUAAGUUUUCCCCAUCAGCAUUGAAGUGAUGGUUAUACAGGAAAAACUUCCUUGCACAUAGUUUUUCACUAUUUGUCUUUGAAGCCAAGGGCAUCUAAUUUGUCACUAAGUAGCUACAGAGAGAAAUACCAUCUAGUGAAAACUUCGUAAAUUGUACAUCAGACUGAGCUAAUGCUGAAGUUCUAGAAUUUGGCUUUCAACAUCACUUCCAGCUCUGUCUGACACCAUGAACAGAAAGGCAAAUGCAGCAAGAAGUUUAUGAGCCCAGCUGUAUAGACAGUUGUGCCACAAUGAUUAUAACUAAAUGGUGAUGCAGUUAAAGCAGUGCACACUACUUUAGAUGUGGUGAGAUGUGAUAAGAAUCAAGAUUAUAGCAAUAUAAAUUAUUAUUACAUAUCAAUUUAUGAUAUGGUUGCUGGUCUAAAGAAAGUAUUGUAUAUUCUAUAAUAAAAACUGUUAACUUUUA